UCUGGGGUCGCCUGGCCGUCCGCCCCGAGCAGGGAACCGAGCUCGGCCGCUGCCGUGGACCUGGGCACCUGGCGGCGACGCCGGCGGAAGCCCGGGCAGAGCUGUCAUCAGGUGCGAGGUGCAGCUCCGGGUGGUGGGUGCGCGCAGACCCCCGUCCCUGCACGCCUCGCCUUCACGCCUGCCCCCGUGGCUGCCCAGGUGACGUCCGGCCCUGCCGUCCGCUGGCCAUGGAGUUCCCGGACUUGGGGAAGCACUGCUCCGAGAAGACGUGCAGGCGGCUGGACUUCCUCCCGCUGAGGUGCAGCGAGUGCCACCGAGACUUCUGUAAAGACCAUGUCACAUGCGCUGCACACAGCUGCCCCCUGGCCUUCCAGAAGGAUGUCCGUGUCCCUGUGUGUCCACUUUGCCACGUCCCUGUCCCAGUGAGAAGGGGGCAGGUGGCGGAUGUGGUGGUCGGCGAGCACAUGGAUGGAGGCUGCAGGUCGCGCCCUGGGAAGAGUGGGGAGAAGGUUUUCACGUUCCGCUGCUCGAGAGAGGGCUGCAAGAGGAAGGAGCUGCUGCCUGUGGCGUGUGCCCAAUGUCGGGCCCACUUCUGCAUCCGGCACAGACACCCCCUGGACCACCACUGUGGCCGCCCUGCCGUCUCGGCCUGCUGAGGGGACACCUGGUAUCAGGCCCACUUCUACAUCCGGCACAGACACCCCCUGGACCACCGCUGUGGCAGGCCUGCCGUCUCGGCCUGCUGAGGAGACAUGGCCCUGGUCAGGCUGGGGCAGGCUCCUAGCUCAGCCCUGACUGCGAGUCCUUGCUGUCAGGGUCUGGCUGCCCCCAGCCCUGCACAUCAGCUGGCUGAAGACAAGGGUGGCAUCUGUGGGUCGCUGGCCCUGCUCUGAGGGCUUUGCUGGGACCCCUGGUUGCUGGCUUGUGGGCGGCCUCUCCGUGUGGUGUCCCUGAUGCAUGUCUAGGGCUGACUGCCCAGCGAUGGCUCCUGGCCCUUGGCCCUGGUGUGACAGCAGGUCACAGGGACA
Molecule: messenger RNA, 1028 nt
Organism: Ochotona curzoniae (black-lipped pika)
Lineage: Eukaryota; Metazoa; Chordata; Mammalia; Lagomorpha; Ochotonidae
Gene: ZFAND2A
Product: zinc finger AN1-type containing 2A
Exons: 4
Coding region: 228-656 (142 amino acids)
Biological process (GO): protein targeting to ER; proteasome-mediated ubiquitin-dependent protein catabolic process
Cellular component (GO): endoplasmic reticulum; cytoplasm
Molecular function (GO): zinc ion binding
Source: RefSeq, a predicted model, not a curated record